AUGGAUAGCUCGAAGGACACGGACGAGACAGCAGGGUCUUUUGAACUUUUGUCAUCACCGAAUGCUCAAGGGAAGCAAGACCUGCCAAAGCCAACCGCAACGCCAGCAGAAGUUCGUGACUAUCUGGUCCACUCACUACACAGUAAAGGCAUCAGCAGAGACGACGCAACAGAAAUCGCUUCACGAUGGAAGUAUGGCAGUGACCGCGAAUUGCGCUCCUACCCUAUCGCAAUGUACCGCAAGACCUUCGGUCCAGACGAUGAAGAAGUGUGGUUGGUGUACAUGGCAGUAAAAGCUCCGUUCUACAGAAAGGAGAACCAAAACAACUUCACCCUGCGCGAACAAGCGUCGAUCCUAACAGUCUCCACGGCCGUGUUCUGCAUCGGAGUCUGGAUGAUGGUUCACCACCCCAACGAUCCAUGGAUAGUCGUUGCGACGCUAUUGCUGAUUCUCGGGAUGGUCGGCGCCGCCUUUGCGAUCGUGGAUAUGUGUGUUGACAAGGAUCCGGAAAAGAAGGCGGAGAGGGAGCUGCAGGAUCAUUGGCGUCAGAAGUUUGGCCAGCAUGGCGAUGGGCCCCCGAAGGAGGCGUGA
Molecule: messenger RNA, 591 nt
Organism: Saxophila tyrrhenica
Lineage: Eukaryota; Fungi; Ascomycota; Dothideomycetes; Mycosphaerellales; Extremaceae
Exons: 2
Coding region: 1-591 (196 amino acids)
Source: RefSeq, a predicted model, not a curated record